This is a messenger RNA of Wallemia mellicola CBS 633.66, 1977 nucleotides long. RefSeq names its product CBS-domain-containing protein. The record is from RefSeq and is a predicted model, not a curated record. NCBI's taxonomy places the organism in Eukaryota, Fungi, Basidiomycota, Wallemiomycetes, Wallemiales, Wallemiaceae. The coding region runs from base 107 to 1039 and encodes 310 amino acids. The transcript is spliced from 6 exons.
GAAUACGGUACAAAGAUCCCCAGUAGACCACGAUAAAUCUAUAGAAGCUAUACGCACUUUCUUACAAUCAAAGGAUUGUUUAUCCAUCCUGCCAGUCUCUUCUAAAAUGAUUGUAUUCGAUACGAGAUUGCAGGUUAUCAAAGCAUUAAACGCAUUAGUACAGAAUGGUGUCGUAUCUGCCCCCCUUUGGUCGUCCGUAGAAAGCAAGUUCGCGGGAAUGCUCACUAUAUCUGAUUUAGUACACUUAAUGCAAUAUUAUUAUUCAACUACAAACUCUUAUGAAGGUGCUGCAGACGACGUUGAACAGCUUACUUUGGGAAACCUACGAGACAUAGAAACCGCCAUUGAAGUUCUACCACCUCCUUUACACUCCAUUCAUCCAAUGCGGCCAUUACUUGAAGCGUGUCAUAUACUCAUGACAUCUCAUGCACGGAGAUUACCAUUGAUUGAUCAUGACGACAGAACUGACGUAGAAGUUGUUCUUUCUGUUCUCACACAAUAUCGUGUUCUUAAGUUUAUAGCUGUCAAUUGUAAAGAAACACUCGGCUUACAAAAGACACUUCUUGAAUUAAACAUAGGAACUUAUGCAACAGCUGAGUCUAUACAGGAUACUUCCUUCGAACCAGUCUCAACAGCUACGAUGGAUACAACCGUCUUUGAUGUAGUACACCAAUUCUCAGCCAAAGGUAUUUCAGCAGUACCGAUCAUUGAUGAAGAGGGUGUUGUCAUUAACCUCUACGAAACCGUUGAUGUCAUCACUUUGGUCAGAUUGGGCUCAUAUCAGUCAUUAGAUUUGACAAUUUCUUCGGCACUCUCACAACGGUCACCUGAAUUCCCUGGAGUUAUCACUUGUUCGCCGAAAGAAACGCUCGCUAAUGUCUUCUCUUUGAUUGCUAAAAGACGAGUUCAUAGAUUAGUCAUGGUUGAGGAUGAGGAUAAGCAGUUACCUAAUGGUACAAUAAGGAAGAAGGGCGCUUUAGUUGGCAUAGUCGCUUUAUCAGAUAUAUUAAAACAUGUAAUUGGAUUUAACGAAUCAUAAUAACAUUAAAAGAAAGUUCUUCUUGUCUCUUGGGAAAAUGCUUCCUACACCGUGCUCAAUUUUUGCGAAAACAAGCCUGUGGUUGUCUUAGUAAAUUAUGUCCAAAGUUGAAAUAUACUACUCACAUGAAGUAUAAGAAACUCAAACCGAAGAAGCCCGCUGGUGAUUCACGAGUGUAUGGGUGCCAACCUUCGUCGUAUGCAAGACGUUCUUCAACGAAGAAUGGUCUAAGGUAAUCUUCUCUACCAUCCCAAAGAAUGAGUGGAAUAGCUGAGUUACCUGCACCGAAAAUCUUGAGCUUUCCUGGUAAGAAGUAUUGACCGUUUCUAACUUUUUGUUCACGAUUUGGAUCAUUAUCUGAAGAGCAGAGCAAACGACGUUCGAAUAAUGCUUUUGACAUUGAUUCUGUGUUAAGGCAUGCAACACCCUUUUUACCCUUUGCACCUGGUUGCUUUGGUGGAUGUGCAAAUUGUAAUGUACGUUCACAGAGGUCGACUGCUGGUGGUCCUUGGUUUGGUUGGAAUAUACGGUCAUGACGUAAAAGUGAAGCGUCAUGUUCAAUGACGUUUGGUGCUGCGAUAUCAUUCAAGUCUAUCCAUGUUUUACCAUUUCCUGAAGAUUUUGAAAUGAAUCCAGCUGCUGAUGUCAAUUGGUAUGCGAAUGUUGGUGCGAAAUCGUAUGUCUUCUUUAUAGCUAAACAGAUAACUGAUAAAGAAACGUGUUUACCGUGACGUGGGAUGAACCGUGGUUGGCCAUCGCGUUCAAACCUGGGCAAGGUGAACGUGAGUCUUCUUCACCUGGUGCACUGAAAUUGUUGAGUGCGCUGAGGAUCAUUUUCUUUUCUGAGUCGGUGAUUUUUCCCCAUCCAGAGAGUUCACAUGACUUUGCGAGAAGUCUAUCAGCCAAAGUCCACUUGUGUUGCUUUGAUGGAUUAGCUC